AGUCCGCUCCAGCAAGAGCAGUCGAUGGCAACACAGAAUACAUAUUCAAGUAUAAAUGGAAAAAUGAAGCAGUUUUCAAAGGAAGAAGAAUUCGUAAGAUUGUUUCUUCAAGCACCGCUUCGCAGUAAUCCAUUCUGUUACAAAGUCUGUCAGAUACUGGUUGAGAUACACGGUCAGGCCAAGUACUCCUUCAUUCAUAUGUCUUGCCUGAAGCAAUAUGGAGCUGUUGAAUUGAAGACUCUUAUCGGUUUAAGUAACUCUUUAAUGGUACUAAAGAGAUGA
Messenger RNA from Cylicostephanus goldi, 282 nucleotides. The record is from the annotation of a GenBank genome assembly. Lineage: Eukaryota; Metazoa; Nematoda; Chromadorea; Rhabditida; Strongylidae.